Molecule: messenger RNA, 2250 nt
Organism: Plenodomus lingam JN3
Lineage: Eukaryota; Fungi; Ascomycota; Dothideomycetes; Pleosporales; Leptosphaeriaceae
Source: RefSeq, a predicted model, not a curated record
AUGGCCAUUUUACGCGCGCCUAUCACAUCCUGGCCCGGCAAGAAAGUCUGCUGUGUGGCUCGUGACGCUAAACUGGUGCCGCUGUCCGAAGAUCGAGCCCCUGUUGGUGGUGGUACAUGGUGUGCGAGGGGAACACCAGUGGGAACGCCAGAAUGGUGGUGGAGUUUGUACUUGUACUAUGGGAUGUACCUACUCGCCUGUGUCGGUAUCCCUGAGUUGUGCAGAGCCGCAACAUGCUACCGUUACUAUGGGAAGCCGCACGUACCGCCUCCCAUGCGCAUUACCACCUACCCCAAGACAUGCGAAAAUGGGACGGCAACCCAUCGUCUACGUGACAGCCAAAAGCGAUACAAUCGUGAAACGAGUGGAGACGAUUUGGACAUGAUUCUCUCCACGCCAAGCAACAUUACGCGGCCGUCCAUACACGCUCGGCGCUUGUUUCCCCUUCUAGGCCUGAGGCCAAUUAGACAGCCACAACUGAUACCAAAAUCCUCUCCUCCCUGCCCGCUCUCUAUCAUGCCAAGCUUCUUCGCCGGAUACCCGUCUUUGCAUCGAGGGAACUUGCCUGUAUCCUGGCGACCAGCACUCAACCUCCUCCUUGCUCCACUACAUCUUGUGCGCGCAACCGUCACCAGACUUUCGCCAUCGUCAGAAGCCCAGUCCAGCCCUGGCAGCAUGGCAAGCAACAACCGCCAAAAUGUCACAUGGGUCGAGGGUGUGCGAGGCGUAGCCUCAUUCUGGGUUGUCGUCACACAUCUCUGUCGAGCGUGGGACUACAGUCUAUGGUCGCCCCGCGAUGACGAGAAUGCCGCGCCUCAACUUCUCCAAUUACCGUUUCUACGACUGCCAUGGCAAGGCCGAAUUGGCGUCACCAUGUUCGCCUUCCUCACUGGCUAUGUGUGUGCCAUCAAACCUCUUCGACAGGCCAAGUCUGGCAAUAUUCCAGGCGCGCUCGAGACUCUGGGCAAAUCGGCUUUCCGUCGACCCCCCCGCCUGAUCUUACCGGCAACGAUUGCCAUGUGUAUUGCCUGGAUCUUCGCUCAGCUGGGUGCCUACGAAAUCUCACAUCUGAGUGACUCUCGCUGGCUUCGCCGCUCAGUUCCUACCGACAUUGGAGGUCUCGACACGGAAAUUCCACGCUUGUUCAAGAACUUCCAGAACGCCUGGUCUGGCGCUAACAACGUGUACGACGAUCACCAGUGGGCACUGCUCCCCUUGCUGCAGGGCGCUUUUCUCAUUUAUGUCCUCUUGUUCGCUACGGUCUUUAUGAAAUUCCACAUGCGCGUGUUCACCUGCGCUGUGCUCUACGUCUGGUACUGGAUGAGAAAUAGUCCCGAGAUUGGUAUGCAUCUGCGCUUCCAGUGGUACAUUCGUUUACUGACUUCACUUGUAGAAACUUUCCAGUGUCAAUUUCUUUAUGGUGUAAUCCUUUGCGAUAUCGGCUCCGAGAAGACUUUCCGAGACUUCAUCAACAACCGACCGAAAGUCCGUCGCCUGGCUACAGUGUUCCUCAUCGGCCUGGGCUGGUAUGUCGCAUGCUACCCCGGAGAACACUGGGAAUGGGCAACCUGGUCUGUCCAGCUAAAGAAUAUUGGUGACUGGAUCAUGCCAGAGGGAGCAGAAAAUAGCUAUCCGAAGCGUUUCACCGCCAUUGGCUGGGAUCUCAUGGUCACUGGAAUCUGGCUCUCUCCUACCCUUCAGAGCAUAUUUUCCAACAAACUUUUCAUGUGGGUUGGCCGCAACAGUUUUGCAGUCUACCUCACCCACGGAGCGGUCAUGAAAGUCGGCCUUGUACGACUCAUUUACGGAUGGAGCACGACACCUUACUAUGUCGAACAGCUUGAAGGCGGCGAGCCUAUUCACCACUACAUUCCCCGGUCAACAAAUUGGCUUGUAUGGGCUCUUGCUAUCCCCACCUUCUUUGUUGUCGAAUACACAGUUGCGCACCUAUGGACCACCUACGUCGACUCGCAAUGCGCAAAAGCCACGAAAUGGCUGGAAGAGGCCAUGUUCGAGAAGAACGAGGACGAAAAGCUCGGUGUGGCAGUUCCUGCCAGAUCUAGCCACGUUGCAUUCCGUGCUGGCACAUUAUUCUUCCAUUGCAGAUUUACGAUUCCCUUUGUCGCCUUUUUCGCUUCAGCUUCGCGGAUACCAACAACCUCGUCUGGCAUUUCAGGGCGUUUAUUCGAUAUUUUCUUUUUCCUUGAGAACAUUAAAUACACAGUACAUACACACGUGCAGCAUUUUUAG